GCCGUUUAUCCGUCGUGAUGUUUCGACUCCGAAAAAGUGCCGCGCCUCUCAUUACAUUCCGCCAACGACACCUGUCCACAGGUCCCAUUGACCGCCGAGGCGCCGCGAAAUUCGAAAAGCGCGCUGUGCUCGAGUUGGCCGACGGGUCCAAGUACCAUGGGAUUUCGUUCGGCGCAGACACCUCCAUGGCCGGCGAAGUCGUGUUUACUACCGCCAUGGUGGGGUACCCAGAAUCGCUGACCGACCCGUCGUUCCAAGGCCAAAUUCUCAAUAUGACGUUUCCCAUGAUCGGCAACUACGGCGUCCCGUGUACAAAGACGUUGGAUGAAUAUGGUCUCCCCAAGUUUCUCGAGUCGAAUCGAAUCCACGCGGCGGGGAUGAUUGUCCAGGACUACUCGUCGCACUACAGCCAUUGGAACGCCAAGUCGUCGUUGAGCGAGUGGCUAGUUCAAGAGGGGAUCCCCGCGAUUGCCGGUAUUGACACGCGCGCGAUCACAAAAAAAAUCCGGGCCAAGGGGGCCAUUGCCGGCCGCAUUGUUGUCGAGGGCAACGAAAUCCCCGCCUUUGCCGACCCAAACUUGCGCAAUCUGGUCGCCGAGGUCAGCACCAAGACGGUGAAAACGUAUGGCAAGGGCAACCCGCUCAAGAUUCUGGCCGUGGAUUGCGGCAUCAAGUACAACAUCAUCCGCGAACUGGUCAAGCGGGGCGCCGAAGUCAAGGUCGUGCCGUGGGACCACGACAUUGCCAGCGAGGCCAGCUGGUACGACGGGCUCUUCAUCUCCAACGGGCCUGGGGACCCGUCCACGCUCACGCAGACCGUUGAGCAGCUCAAGAAGGUCAUCCACAGCGACGUGGUCAAGCCGAUUUUCGGCAUUUGUCUGGGCAACCAGCUGCUCGGCCGCGCGGCUGGCGCAGGCACGUACAAGUUGCCCUUUGGCAACCGCGGGCAGAACCAACCGGUGAACAACCUGAAGACCGGUCAGAGCUACAUCACGUCUCAGAACCACGGGUACGCGUUGGAAGGGCACGAUUUGCCGACCGAGUGGGAGGAAUUGUUUGUGAACGGCAACGACGGCACGAACGAAGGCAUCAUCCACAAAACGAAGCCGUUCUUCACGGCGCAAUUCCAUCCCGAGCACGCCGGCGGGCCCACGGACACGGCGUUUCUCUUUGACACGUUCCUGGACGCGGUCUGGGCGAAGGAGACGGGCCCGAUCACGUCGCUGGUGCAGCGACCGGUGGUCGAACGCCCCAAGUUCAACAAGGUGCUGGUACUCGGGAGCGGGGGAUUGAGCAUUGGCCAAGCGGGCGAGUUCGACUACUCGGGGUCGCAAGCUAUCAAGGCACUUAAAGAAGAGAACAUCACGACGAUCUUGAUCAACCCGAACAUCGCGUCCGUGCAAACAAAUGCCGACAAGACCGCCGCCCAGGCCGACAACGUGUACUACCUGCCCGUGAACGCAGAGUUUGUCGAGCAAGUGAUUCGUCGCGAGCGGCCCGACGGGAUCUUGAUCAGCAUGGGGGGGCAAACUGCGUUGAACUGUGGCGUGGAGCUGCACCACAACGGGGUGUUUGAAAAGUACGGGGUGCGGGUGCUCGGCACGCCGAUAUCCGUGAUCGAAGCCACGGAGGACCGGCAGAUCUUUAACGACAAGCUGAACGAGAUUGGCGAGAAGAUAGCGACGAGUUUCACGGCCGAGUCGGUGGCGGAAGCACUCGCGGCGGCCGACAAGAUUGGGUACCCCGUGAUGAUUCGGUCGGCGUUUGCGCUGGGCGGGCUCGGGAGUGGCAUCUGCGACGACAAGGCGCACUUGACGCAGAUGGCCAAGAAGGCAUUUGCGGGGUCGCCGCAGAUUCUGGUCGAGCGCAGCAUGAAGGGGUGGAAGGAGGUCGAGUACGAAGUCGUGCGGGACAGUGCGGACAACUGCAUCACGGUGUGCAAUAUGGAAAACUUUGAUCCGCUGGGCAUCCACACGGGCGAUUCAAUCGUGAUCGCGCCAAGUCAAACGCUGAGCAACACCGAGUACCACAUGCUUCGCGAGACGGCGCUCAAGGUCGUGCGGCAUCUCGGCAUUGUGGGCGAAUGCAACAUCCAAUACGCACUGAACCCUCACAACCAAGACUAUUGCAUCAUCGAAGUGAACGCGCGGCUGUCGCGGUCGUCGGCGCUCGCGUCCAAGGCCACGGGGUACCCGCUGGCAUUUGUGGCAGCCAAAUUGGGCUUGGGCAUCAACCUCCCCGAGCUCAAAAACUCAGUGACCAAGUCGACGACGGCGUGCUUUGAGCCGUCGCUCGACUAUUGCGUGGCCAAGGUGCCGCGAUGGGACUUGUCCAAAUUUGAGAACGUGUCGACUGAGAUUGGCUCGAGUAUGAAGAGCGUGGGCGAAGUGAUGGCGAUUGGGCGGACGUUCGAGGAGGUGAUCCAGAAGGCGCUGCGGAUGGUCGAGCCUGCGAACGCCGGCUUCGAGCCCAAGGUGGAGGACCCGUUCACGAAGGAAGGGCUGAUCAAGUCGCUGGCUGUACCCACCGACAAGCGCAUCUUUCACAUUGCACGGGCGUUAAACGACGGCAUAUUGACGAUCGACGAAGUGCACGAAAUUACCAAGAUCGACACGUGGUACCUUAGCCGUCUGCAGCGCAUUUCCGACUGCGACGCCAACCUCACCGCCCUUGGGUCGUUGGCCAAGGUGACGGAUGAACAGCUCCGGACGGCGAAAGAGUUGGGAUUUUCCGACAAGCAGCUGGGGCGGAUGUUGGGGGUGUCGGACGACGACGUCCGCGCCGCCCGCAAGCAGCGCGGCAUCCUUCCCAUCGUCAAGCAGAUCGACACGCUCGCGGCAGAGUACCCUGCCAAGACCAACUACUUGUACUCGACGUACAACGCCAGUGAAAACGACAUCGAGGCCAAGGCGGCCAACGACGGCGUGCUCGUGCUAGGCAGUGGCGCGUACCGGAUUGGCAGUUCGGUCGAGUUUGACUGGUGUGCCGUGAGCUGCAUCCGCACGCUGCGCCGUCUCGGGUACCGCGCAGUGAUGAUGAACUACAACCCCGAGACAGUUAGCACCGACUACGACGAGUGUGACCAGUUGUACUUUGAAGAGCUGACCAAGGAGCGCAUUUUGGACGUGUACGAGCGCGAAGGGGUGCAGGGGGUCGUCGUGUCAGUUGGUAUGUACUUCCCUUCCAUGAUGGUUUUUUUCAAUGGUGAUGGUUGGGAUUCAUUCUGUGGCUAAACCUAUAGGGGGCCAAAUCCCCAACAACUUGGCGCUGCCCCUCCACAAGGCGGGCGUGCACGUCCUGGGUACGAGUCCAUUGGACAUUGAUUCCGCCGAAGAUCGCCACAAGUUUUCCGACCUCAUGGACCAAAUCGGCGUCGCCCAGCCGGCGUGGAAGGAGCUCACGAGCAUGGAUGCGGCGCGCCAGUUUGCCAACGAGGCGGGGUACCCCGUCCUCGUGCGUCCGUCGUACGUGCUGUCGGGGGCGGCCAUGAACGUGGCCUACAACGACCGCGACCUCGGUAGUACCCGUCGACAAAUGUUGUCCAAAGAAUGACCUUUAUGACUAGAACGGGUGCUCGGCGAAGCGUCAGCCGUGUCGCAGGACCACCCCGUGGUCAUUUCCAAGUUUGUGCAAGGGGCGCGCGAGAUUGAGCUGGACGGCGUCGCACGUAACGGCGAGAUCAUCGCCGCCGCCGUGUCAGAACACGUCGAGAACGCCGGCGUCCACUCGGGGGACGCCACGCUCAUCCUGCCGCCCGUGACCGUGAGCUCGUACUAUGUGGACCGCGUGCGACAAGCCGGCGCCAAGAUUGUCAAAGCGCUCAACAUCUCUGGGCCGUUCAACGCGCAGUUUCUGGCCAAGGACGCGGACGUGCUGGCGAUCGAAUGCAACUUGCGCGCGUCGCGGUCGUUCCCGUUCGUGUCCAAGACGGUGGGUGCCGACUUCAUCGCAGCCGCGACCAAGGUGUUUGUGGGCGAAGACACGUCCAACGACAACCUGCCGCCGCUGUACGGCCCCCCGCGCCCCACCGAGUACGUCGGCAUCAAGAGCCCCAUGUUCUCGUACACGCGACUGGGGGGUGCGGACCCCCUGCUCGGCGUCGAGAUGGCGUCGACGGGCGAAGUGGCGUGCUUUGGCAAGACCAAGCACGAGGCAUUCCUCAAAGCGCUGGUCUCGUCCAACUUUAAGCUGCCGGAGAAGCACAUUUUGCUGUCAUUCCAGGACCGGUACUCAUCUGAGGCGAUUCACUACGCGCACAAGCUGGUCGAGCUGGGCUUUGAUCUGCACACGACGGAAAAGACGCACGAGUUUCUGACCAAGCAUGGCGUGCCGAGCACCCUCGUGGCGUACCCGUCGUCCGACCUGAGCAGCGAAGCCAACGCACUCAACCUGAUCAAGGACGGCAAGAUCGACCUGGUCAUCAACCUCUCGAAUGCCGACUCGUUGCGCGUCAAGGAGAACUACUUGAUCCGGCGCACGGCCGCCGACUUUUCCGUGCCGCUGCUCACCAACGGCCAGCUCGUGCAGCUGUUUGUCGAGUCCAUGGACGAGCACAAGAAGAAGCCCAUUCUUGGCGUGCACUCGGCGUCGCUGUUUGAUUACUACGACGACGAAAACGAAAAGCCGUGGACGAAUGCUCACGAAUACCAUUAACUAACUAGUGGCACUAGUAGUAGUAGUGCGAGAGAGAGAUGAGUUGGGGACGAUUAGGUUGGUAGUGUCGACUUGACAUGAACUUGUGUGUGGGAUUA
Messenger RNA from Aphanomyces astaci, 4751 nucleotides. Its product is annotated as carbamoyl-phosphate synthase, large subunit, variant 2. Gene Ontology annotation, biological process: 'de novo' pyrimidine nucleobase biosynthetic process; L-glutamine metabolic process. Lineage: Eukaryota; Oomycota; Saprolegniomycetes; Saprolegniales; Verrucalvaceae. Gene Ontology annotation, molecular function: ATP binding; metal ion binding; carbamoyl-phosphate synthase (glutamine-hydrolyzing) activity. The record is from RefSeq and is a predicted model, not a curated record. The transcript has 4 exons. Bases 18 to 3233 code for a protein of 1071 amino acids. Gene Ontology annotation, cellular component: cytoplasm.